AUGCAAAGCCCGAUUCAGUCUGCUCACCCCACCUCACUUCGUGAGCCCUUUUCGUGGCGGCGUGGUUUACGUUCCUUCUGCUGCAGCUGGUUCUUUGAAGAUGAAGGGGGUCUCUCAUUUUCACUUCUUGUUUCCAGUCGCCCUAGUGAUGUUUCUUCUCUUCCUCUCGCCAUGGCUUCCCUUCCUGCCGCGGAGGACUCGCCUGAGACCGCCCCGGAGAAGCCACCCGAUCAUAGGGAUAGCGGCCUAGAUUUCCUUCGACGUAGCGUAGCUCCGGUCACACCAGAACCUCUUGUUACCGCUGCAGUUGUUAAUACCGACGUGAACCCAUCGUCCAGCAAGGAGCCGCAGCCGGCCCCCAAUCCCGCGCCUUCCCCAGCGCCGUUCACUCUCCUUCCCGCCAUCGCGUCGUCCAGUAAAGCGCCUCCCUCUGCAGUUGGUAGCAGCGGCUGCAACGAUGCCGCUCCCGCGUCCGAGGGUCGUACGGCUAAGAAGGCGCGCACGUUUGUACUGCGAGGCAAGCUACAGCAGAGCACGUUGACCUUCGGCGGUGUGCGCGUGCCACCACCUAGUGCACCCGAGGAGGAGGAGCCCGAACCUGAGGAACCAGAGGAGAUACCUGUACGUGCGGACACCAACUCCCCCGUUCUGUCCAGGGCUGAGCUGAUGGAGCAGAAGUACAUAGAGGCAAGUGUCAAGUACAACACGCAGUGGUUGCCGAAAUUCCCGUGGCUGCUCUUGCUUCGCGCUAAAGAUGGUGGUCCUAGUGUGAAGUGCAGUGUGUGUCUCUCAUUCGGCAAAGAGACAACGAAGUACUCAGGUCCUGGUGACGGCGGCCGAGACCUGCAGACGCAGACGAUGCGUAUCCACGAGCACACAUCGGUCCACAAGGAGGCAAUGCAGCGUCAGGCGGAGAUUGCGGAGGCGAUUUCGAACGGCCAGACGGAAAUCGACCGCUUCAUGAACGCGGACGUGGAGGGUCGGCGAGCUAUCCGGCUGAUGCGGUCGGUGCAGUUUCUCUGCCAGGAGGACACGCCCAUCAGCAUGUUCCCGAAGCUGAUGAGGCAUCUCGCUGAGCAGGACACCCCCGACAUCCCAAAGCAAGCCUACGGGGUGUACCUCACGCGAGAGGCAUUGGCGGUGAAGGACGCUGCCACUUCAAAUCUGGACCUCGCGAUGGUGGACACGGUGGUCCGCACGCUUGCUGAACACCUUGGCGCCUCCAGCCACUGGAGCCAGCGGUUCAAGUACCUGCAGCGCGUCAUUUACAACACGAACCUCGAGGUCCAGGGAAUUCACAGCGUGCGCUGGCUGUCCCGGGGCGACGCGGUGAAGCGACUAUGCAAGGUGCUGGGCGCUGCGAUUAUUCUCUUCCACGAGAAGGAGCACGACUUGUACGAGACAGUUACAUCGUACAAGUUCCAGUUCUGCCUCUUCUUCCUCGCAGACAUCCUCGGCGACCUUAACGAUCUGAACCGGUCGUUUCAAAAGCGGAGGCAGCGUUACGAUCGGAAGCGCAAGGAGAAGGAGCCGGAGGAGGAGGAGGAACCCAACGAGCCGGCAGGCGAGGAGGAGUUCGCUGAGUCAGACGACGACCGUGACGACAACAUGGAGAUGGACCAGGAAAUCGAGCAGUCGCCGCCCCAAGAUUACUCCGAGGACGAAGAUAACCCCUUCCUGUCGGAUGGCGAGGAGGAGGGGGGAGAGGAGGAGAUGUAUGAGAUAGACAAGCCGACUGAGUAG
Messenger RNA from Closterium sp. Naga37s-1, 1743 nucleotides. The record is from the annotation of a GenBank genome assembly. Lineage: Eukaryota; Viridiplantae; Streptophyta; Zygnematophyceae; Desmidiales; Closteriaceae.